AUGGAACGAAUUAAACUCGCGAAAAAAGGAGUCGAAGAAGGAUUGAUCAAAAAAGAUGAAGAUGAGCUCAAGCUCAUCAUCGUAAAGUUGGAGGAAAUGAAAUGUAAUAAACAUUGCAUGACAAAAGAACAGGAAAAAAUGAUGGAGCAAUUGAAAUUCGGGCUUAAAAGGCAGAAAAAGCAAGUCUAUUUCAAUGGAGAACUCAUGGACGCGUAUGUAAAAGGGAUGGCUCGCAAUACUAUGAGCGAAAUCAAAGAAAUGGUUUAUGAAAGCGGACACCCAGUGAACGAAGUAAUGGUUGCAUGGGAUAAGAUGAAAAAGAUGGCGGAAGAGGGACGGACUUUAAUCAAAGCUUUGGAGGAAAAGUCACCAAAGAAACAAUCAAAUGCGGAGGAGUAA
This is a messenger RNA of Oikopleura dioica, 399 nucleotides long. Lineage: Eukaryota; Metazoa; Chordata; Appendicularia; Copelata; Oikopleuridae. The record is from the annotation of a GenBank genome assembly.